GCCUCCUCCAUCGGGCUGCAGCCGAUGGCGGCCGCUCUCCUGGAGCAGGGUGAAGAUGCCUUCAGGAGGCUCUUCAAAUAUUACAAGAGGCGCCAACCCCCGCCCGAUUUCUCGGGGAUCGUCGACUUCUCCAGAGUGCAGCAGAGCUGUAAAGUAUUGAUCACACCACUUAAUGUGACUUCCAUCAGUGAUAAGGAUGCCUCUAAAGCUGGAUUGAAGCCAGUUUGCAAAUGGAAAGCUUAUAGUUUAGAAGAUUAUCCAGGCUUCAUGUUCAUUUCGGAUCCUUUUCUUCCUGGAUGGCAACGAUACUGGGCAAAGCAAUGUUUGAAAAUCUAUCCUCGGAAACCAAAUAUCUGCAACCUGGACCUUCACAUGUCACCAGAGGAAACCAAAGACUUGUGGGAGCAGAGUAGAGAACAGCUGAGACUGAAAUCCCCUGGUAAAAGAGAGGUUAAAAGCUUGCUGGAGAAGUUACGGUGGGUCACCCUAGGAUACCAUUACAACUGGGAGACUAAGAAAUAUUCACCCGAUCACUAUACAGCAUUUCCCACAGAUCUUGCUUACCUGUCUGAGCAAGUGGCAGCAGCAUGUGGCUUCCAACAAUUUAAGGCAGAAGCUGGAAUACUGAAUUAUUACCAUUUUGACUCCUCACUGGGUAUUCAUGUGGAUGAAUCCGAAUUGGAUUACUCCAAACCCCUAUUAUCAUUCAGUUUUGGCCAGUCAGCUGUGUUUUUACUUGGAGGUCUGAAGAGACAGGACCCACCCCUUCCCAUGUUCAUUCACAGUGGUGACAUCGUGAUCAUGUCAGGCAGGAGUCGCCUGUUGUAUCAUGCAGUUCCCCGAGUUGUUCCCAAUCUGGAAGGAAAAGCAAUCCCCAGUUGUUUAGAGCAGACAACGACUAGAAACAGCUGUUCAGAUGACACAAACUACCAACAAAGUGGCGAAGGUGACUGGGAAAUCUGCAUGAAAUACCUACAGAACUCUAGAGUGAACGUGACUGUGCGGCAGGUCCUGGGAGUUGGACAGAGCUUUCCAGUUGAGUCAAACACUGAAAAGAAAGCAGAUUCCAAGUUGUAUUCUUAUCAUCAAGAUUCCAAAGAGAACCAACAUAAACGACAGAAACUGAUCAGUGAAGAAGUGGCAAAGUCUCUGUAAUUUUUCUAAUCCUUCUGGAAGGAUGGUAAAGUGCUAGUUUUGUACGCUGGAGGAUCCAUGGAGGCAGAGUUGCAUCAGUUUGCUAUGUAUGCAAUGUAAAAUUUCCACUCAUUCUUUAGCCACUUCAGAAAAUUCUUGCGGAAGUAAUAAGGGUCUCCCCAUCGAUUCAGUGUUUGCAGGUCUGCCAAUCAGUGCCAGUUCUCCCUGUCAAUGCCAGUAUUCUCUUCAACCUUGCCCACUUUAAGCAAUCAUCCUGUCGAUGCCAGUUUUCUUGGCUCUUGUAUCAAAGCUGAUGUUUGCAAAUUGCGAUGAACAACAUUGAUGCAGGAGAAUGGAAUGCAAGUGCUAUGUUGAAUGCUGUGUCUUUUCAAGUGACAAACAUAGCAUAGAUUCAGCACAAUAUAAGCCAUCAUACAUGUUUCCUUAGCCUUAUAGUAAUGUCUUUAACUGUCACCUUGACAUUUCUACUUUUUACUUCAGCCACCUUUGUGACCAUUUGGUCCCGGACUUAGAGCAGAUGUUUGAUGCCCUCUUAAGAUUGAGUUGAAAGUUCACAAAUUCUUCUGUCAGUGUGCACUGUAUUUAAAAAGAUCAAAAAGGAAAGGGCAUUCUAUGUUGACCCCUUACCUCAUUUAAUGCUCAUGUUUAAUUAGUUGUGCCUUCAAAAGUUGGCUUUGGGCCAAUUAUUGAAACAAAGCUAAAUCAACACAAAAAAAUUGAAAUGAUGUUAAGUUGGUAAAAUAUGAAUACAUCUAUGUAACCCUCACUUAUAGCAGUCUUGUUCUGUGAUGCUGGGACAUAGCAUAGAAAAAGGCUCUAAUAAUUGUUGCCUACUUUCAAAGGGAAACGCUUCUGUAACAGGUGGUAACUUUGAUAAAUAAUGAGCAUCUGCUACAAGAUAAUUGGACUUGGUAGGGGUUCCAGUUUUACAUAUCAUCAAUAAUAAAAAGUAUUUAUAUAUUAA
Messenger RNA from Hemiscyllium ocellatum (epaulette shark), 2119 nucleotides. It is a transcript of the gene alkbh1, whose product is annotated as alkB homolog 1, histone H2A dioxygenase. The record is from RefSeq and is a predicted model, not a curated record. Lineage: Eukaryota; Metazoa; Chordata; Chondrichthyes; Orectolobiformes; Hemiscylliidae. Gene Ontology annotation, cellular component: cytoplasm; nucleus. Gene Ontology annotation, molecular function: oxidative RNA demethylase activity; ferrous iron binding; broad specificity oxidative DNA demethylase activity. Bases 25 to 1155 code for a protein of 376 amino acids. Gene Ontology annotation, biological process: oxidative RNA demethylation. The transcript has 6 exons.